AUGCUGGGCCUGGGUAGCAUGGGAGCUGGCAUGUGCCUACUCUUGGCAGAGCAUGGCUAUCAACUCUUUGGUUUCGACCCCAAUCAAGGGAGUGUCAAGAAGCUUCUACACGACAGCAAAGCAGCCGGCCUGAGUGUCGAGGUCCAAUCGAGCUACGAGCAGCUUUGCAAACAAGUCAAAGACGGCCAUGGACCAGGCCUCUUCAUCCUGUCCACCCCUCACGGACCCGCCGUCGAUAAACUGCUCAAGGAAAUGAGGCCACACCUCGACCGCGGUGAUAUCAUCGUCGACUGCGGCAACGAGCACUGGGAGAGCACCGAGCGGAGGCAGCAGGAGCUGAGCAAGGACGGCAUCCACCUCAUCGGCUGCGGCGUGUCGGGGGGCUACCAGAGCGCACGGUCCGGGCCGUCCUUCUCGCCCGGCGGAGAGGCCGAGGUGCUCGACAAGCUCAUGCCCUUCUUCAAAGGCAUCGCCGCGAAAGACCGUCAGGGCCGACCCUGCGUCAGGCCGGUCGGGCCGGGCAGCAGCGGCCACUACGUCAAGAUGGUGCACAACGGCAUCGAGCAGGGGAUGCUGUCCGUCCUGUCGGAGGGGUGGUUCAUCCUCGUCCACGGCCUCGGCCUGUCGUACCCGGCCGUGGCGGACGUCUUCGCCUCGUGGAACCGCGACGGGCCCUUGCACGACUGCUUCCUCAUCGGCAUCGCCGCCGACGGGCUCCAAGCCAGGAAUCCCGAGGGCGGUGGGUUCGAGGUGGACGUUGUCCGCGACAAGGUCGUGCAGGACGUCGAGGACUCGGAGGGCACGGGCAACUGGGCGUGCGAGGAGGCCAUGGCGCUGCACAUGCCGGCCGCGACCAUCGUCACGGCGCACAUGUUCCGCUACGCGUCGGCGUACGCGUCGGACCGCAAGGAGAACAGGGAGGCCGCGUCGGGCGUCGCUGCUCUGAAGCCGGGCCGGCUUAGGGUCCAGUCGCGCGACGACUUUGUGGCACUCCUACAGCGGGCGACGUACUUUUCCUUCCUGUGCUGCUUCGUCCAGGGGAUGGACCUGCUGCGGGCCAAGGACCGCGACCGGGGCUGGGGGCUCGACUACACCGACAUCAUGCAGCUGUGGCGCGGCGGGUGCAUCAUCCAGGCCGACGGUGUCGUGGACCUGCUGGACGACAUGUACAAGCGGCACGAGCGGCACCGCACGGACGACGUGCUCGCGGACAGCGAGGUGGCCAAGGAGCUGUCGAGCCAGUACUCGGCGGCCAAGCAGGUCGUGCUCGAGGCCGUCAGGGCGGACCUGUACGUGCCGGCCGUGAGCCAGAGCCUCGAGUACUACAAGUACAUGACCUCGACGGCGCUGCCGACGCAGUUCAUGGAGGCCCAGCUGGACUAUUUCGGAGAGCACAUGUUUGACACGUGGGACGAGCCGCCGGGGGAGCCGAGGACGGGAUCACAUCACUAUGAGUGGAAGGCGGCCAGGGGCAAGGUCGACGAGUGA
This is a messenger RNA of Thyridium curvatum, 1488 nucleotides long. RefSeq lists its product as uncharacterized. The coding region runs from base 1 to 1488 and encodes 495 amino acids. Gene Ontology annotation, biological process: pentose-phosphate shunt; pentose-phosphate shunt, oxidative branch. The record is from RefSeq and is a predicted model, not a curated record. Gene Ontology annotation, cellular component: cytosol. The transcript is spliced from 2 exons. Lineage: Eukaryota; Fungi; Ascomycota; Sordariomycetes; Thyridiales; Thyridiaceae. Gene Ontology annotation, molecular function: phosphogluconate dehydrogenase (decarboxylating) activity; NADP binding.